AUGCCGACGAAAUUCGUUUGCCUCUCGUUUCUUUUGAGCGUCUUUACCGUUUCAUUUGUCGACUCGACAGGAUUGGGAUGGAUCAAGAAUCGUUUACCGUUGUUCAAGCACAAUUGGGGAAAGUUGAGCGAGGAUCAGAUCAACAAAUUCAAACAGUCUUUUGGCAAAAAAACUAAUGUCGAUCGCUUCUUGUUGGCGUUGGAUCGAAUGAACGAUGAAAUGAAUGGAAAAGUGCAAAGCGAUGCUGAAAGGGCUUAUUUUGCAGAAAAGAGCAAGCACCUCAAGAAACACGUUCGCUCUUCAAAUCAACAAAAAAGCAUCGAUCAGAUCAAUUCGGUGGCUGGUGUGGCUGGCUCGUUGUAUGGCGGUGAUAUGAAGCUUUCCGACGCGCAAGUUGAUGUGCUGCUUGGUAAAUUCGUCGACGAGGCUGAUCCAAAAGUUGAGGCGAGAAAGAAAAGACAGGCUUACUACACGGGCGCCUAUCCAGUUGACCUUUGGGGCACAACAUUCUAUUAUUACUUCGAUGCACAGCUUCCCGACUCACAAAAAGCGGCCGCGAAACUCGGGAUCGAUUUCUGGAGAAACGUGACUUGUAUCAAUUUUGUGGAAAAUGCGACAGCUCCAAAUCGAGUCCGCAUCUUUAAAGGCAUUGGCUGCAAUUCAAAUGUUGGAAUGAUUGGUGGCGAGCAGUCUUUGUCGCUAGAUGACGGCUGUGAUGACUUUGGUGUCGCGGUGCACGAGUUGGGCCACGCACUCGGCUUCAAUCACGAACAAGUCCGAUACGACAGAAACGCGUCCGUCAGUGUGAACAUGGCCAACGUAAAAACCGGUCAACAGUUCAAUUAUAAAGAGGAAACCGUGGACACCAACUACAACUACGGAAUGCCAUACGACUUUGGAAGUAUCAUGCAAUACGGUGAAACGGCUUUUUCUGUGGACGAAACGAAUAAAACAAUCAAAACGAUGAUCGCCAAUGUUGUGCAAUAUCAAGAUAUCAUGGGCUCCGGUCAACCGGCUUUCUACGAUGUUUCGAUGAUGAACGAGCACUAUCAGUGCAAACAGUUUUGUCCAACCGGCGCCACAUGUUUGAAUGGCGGUUUCCGAGAUUCGAAAAACUGCAACACUUGCAUUUGCCCGAGUGGAUGGAGUGGAGCCACUUGUUCGGAUAGGCCAGCUGGUUGUGGAGCUGAACUCACAGCCACGACGACUCUCCAAACGCAAACGCAAACUGUCGGCAUCUGGGAUGGGAUUUUGCUUCCUCUCUUCACCAGCUGCAAUUUCUUGAUCAAGGCUCCAGCCGGCAACAAAGUCGAAUUGGUCAUCAAGGCACUCACCAGCCCACAGUGCAAUGCUGGUUGUACGUUCAAGAGCAUGGAAGUGAAAGCGAUCAGCGAUCAUCGCUACACUGGGAUUCGCUAUUGUUGUCUCGAUGAUGUGAACACGACUGUUGUUUCUGAAGGUCACAUCAUGCCAGUGAUCCUCAACAAUCGAUUCAGUCAAAGCAACUAUACGUUCACCUACAGAUAUGUCCCAGCAUCAACCCCAUCCACCGUAAAGAUGAGUCAAUUUCCUUAUACAAGUGCAACGUAUGACUCGCCAACGAAUUCAGCUACUGUUAAACCAACAUCUCCUACACGGCAACCAUGUGUUGACAGUUCUGGCUGUCCGCAAUGGAUUAGAGAUAUGAAUUUCUGUGAUAACUCGAGUAUUUCGGCUGGAGUAAAGCAAUUGAAUUGUCCGAUUGCUUGCAAGAUGUGCUUCAAUCAACCGAACACUGCGAUUUGGCCAACAACGACAAGCAAAGUGACUGCUGCGACAACGACAACAACGAAAGUGACUACAACAACGACAAAGGCAACAACGACAAAAGCAACAACGACAACGAAGAUCACAACACAAGCGGCUACUGCUUGUCAAAAAUGUAACUACAAUGUGAGUGACUACAACGAGUACUAUUUCCCCGUGUUGGGAACACCAGCUUUCAACUAUAGAAUUGACUCAACCAAUAACAACUGUUUGGUCGCUGAUUGGUUUUGUAAAGUUGAUGCUCCAUAUACGCAUGCCGGUUUCACGUUGUGGACUGGGCCAGGUUACGGCGAUCAACUUUACAGCUACAUUUACCUAAAUGUAAACCCGUCUGGCUUCAACGACACCACUUCCCAUAGCACCUACCGACCAUUUGUUUGCAACAGUGCUGGUCAAUGGAGUUUCGAUGGAGUGACGGAUUUUGUUUUGGAUUGCUUUGCCUACGAAGGGAAUUCA
Mesorhabditis belari is the source of this 2262-nucleotide messenger RNA. The record is from the annotation of a GenBank genome assembly. Lineage: Eukaryota; Metazoa; Nematoda; Chromadorea; Rhabditida; Rhabditidae.